Clunio marinus is the source of this 234-nucleotide messenger RNA. NCBI's taxonomy places the organism in Eukaryota, Metazoa, Arthropoda, Insecta, Diptera, Chironomidae. The record is from the annotation of a GenBank genome assembly.
AUGGAUCUUUUAAGAUCUUUUGGAUCGUGUCGUUCCAUGUCACUGAACAACUCAAAUGCUAUUUUUGGGAUCACAAGCUUGAGAGUGCUCUUGAAAUGCAAAGCAUCAUUAUCAUUAGAAAGGUCAUCAUUGAACUCACAAGAUCUGGUCAAGAGUCUCAAGUUUCUAGUUUUGUCAACAAUAUCAAUGACUGAAGCUAAGAGAGGGUUAAGUAGCAUUUCACAUGAAACCUAA